Molecule: messenger RNA, 849 nt
Organism: Lotus japonicus
Lineage: Eukaryota; Viridiplantae; Streptophyta; Magnoliopsida; Fabales; Fabaceae
Exons: 2
Coding region: 1-849 (282 amino acids)
Source: RefSeq, a predicted model, not a curated record
AUGGCCCGCUUUUCCCCGAAGUUCAACACUGAAGGCGAUGGGAAAAAACGGGGCGGUGCCGAGAACCAAACCGAGGGUGCUCAGGCCCCCAAGAGGAGGAGACUAGUCAAAGGCUCUUCCGCCAGCUCCUCCAACCCCGGCGCUCAACCCACCGCCGCCACCGUGGUCAAAGGCAAGAAAGCUGCCUCUGGUGCCGCCACUGCAAGCUCCAAGUCCCCUACUGACGGGACUCCUACCGCCGAAGCUCCCGCCGCUGCGACCACUGAACCUGUCACUGACACGAAUCUCGAUUCUGCUGCCGCUGGUACAGCCACCGGUGCCGCUGCCAAGUCUACCACCAUAGGCGCCACGACAACAACUGCUGACCAGCCCUCAACUGCUGGCAUAAGCGCCGCAGCUGCCCACACAUGCUCCGAUGCCGCCGCCGGGGAGAAAGAAAGGGAAACAGAAAAAGAAAACCCCAAGUCUUCCCUACGCCAUGUCACUCCUCCUAGCCCGCCUCCCACGAACGAUGAGCGUUCCUUGUCUCCCCCACCCCGCCAAGGAGAAAAUCUCUCGCCCGGUGCCGCCACUACUUCCGAGGCAACCCAGAUUGAGCAAGCUCCUGACAACAGAAGUAGUUCUUCCAGCCACUUCAACAUGCUACCCAAUGCUAUUGAGCCCUCAGAGUUCUUGCUCACUAGCCUCAACCGCGACGCCAUAGAAAAAGAAGUGUUGAGCCGAGGCAUCAACGAGACCAAGGAGGAAACCCUUGCCUGUCUUCUACGUGCUGGGUGCAUUUUCGCCCACGCGUUUGAGAAAUUCAACUCCACCGCCGUUGAAGCUGAGCGGUUGAAGGCUGAGAUUUAA